Cladophialophora yegresii CBS 114405 is the source of this 1851-nucleotide messenger RNA. RefSeq lists its product as uncharacterized. Gene Ontology annotation, molecular function: phosphotransferase activity, alcohol group as acceptor; kinase activity. Gene Ontology annotation, biological process: carbohydrate metabolic process. The transcript is spliced from 3 exons. NCBI's taxonomy places the organism in Eukaryota, Fungi, Ascomycota, Eurotiomycetes, Chaetothyriales, Herpotrichiellaceae. The record is from RefSeq and is a predicted model, not a curated record. Bases 1 to 1851 code for a protein of 616 amino acids.
AUGUCUGGUCCAAUCCCCUUCCGCCCCGGUCCCAACAGCGGAGUGAACACGCCGACACGCAAGGGCUCAGUGGACACGCGCAACGAGGUCCACGUCCAACAGAACCAUUACAUCGGUAUCGACGUGGGCACCGGGAGCGCGAGAGCCUGCAUCAUCAAUGAGGCCGGCGAUAUCGUGGGCCUGUCCUCUGAGAACAUUGGCCUCUGGCAGCCGCAGACGGGAUACUAUGAACAAUCGACGACCGAUAUAUGGCGGUGCAUCUGCCUCUCCGUCCACCGGGCCAUGACGCAGGGCAAUAUCGACGCGGCCUCGAUCCGCGGCAUCGGGUUCGACGCGACGUGCUCACUCGCCGUGUUUACGCACGACACGGACGAGCCCGUCUCGGUGACCGCGCCCCACUUUGACAACAAGCAGAACGACCGGAACGUCGUGCUGUGGCUCGACCACCGGCCCGUCGAGGAGACCAAGAAGAUCAACGCCACGAAACAUAACCUGUUGAGAUACGUCGGUGGGACGAUGAGCAUUGAGAUGGAGAUACCCAAGGUGCUAUGGCUGAAGAAUAACAUGCCCAAGGAGCUGUUUGACCGGUGCAAGUUCUACGAUCUGACGGACGCGCUGGAGCACAUUGCCACGGGCAACGAGAAGCGGAGUUUCUGCUCCGUGGUCUGCAAGCAAGGGUAUGUGCCUGUCGGGGUGGACGGGUCGGUUAAGGGCUGGCAGGAGGAUUUCCUGAAGGAUAUUGGGUUGGAGGAUCUCGCGGAAGAUGAGUUCAAGAGGAUGGGUGGCGUCAACGGGGUGAAUGGCGAAUACCUCUCCGCCGGUGAACUAGCUGGCCACUUGUGCCCUAAAGCCGCAGCAGAGUUGGGUCUCCCCGCUGGCAUUGCGGUUGGAUCUGGCGUCAUCGACGCCUACGCGGGCUGGAUCGGGACCGUCGGCGCCAAAGUCGAAUUGUCGGCAGAUAACCUCAACCAGGAUACGCCUGCCAACGAUCAAUCCCAAGCUUUUACACGCCUCGCUGCCGUGGCAGGGACAUCCACUUGCCACCUGGUCAUGUCCAAAGAUCCGGUCUUUGUCAACGGCGUGUGGGGCCCUUACCGCGAUGCCGUGAUUCCAAACUAUUGGAUGGCCGAGGGCGGACAGUCCGCCACCGGAGAAUUGUUAAAACAUGUCCUCGAAACACACCCGGCAUAUAAUCAGGCUCUCUCCCGCGCAGAGUCCACCAACAGCAAUGUCUACGACUUUCUCAACCAACACCUGCAGGACAUGAAAGAGAAAUCCAACGCCCCGAGCAUAAGUCACUUGGGACGGCAUUUCUUUUUCUACGGCGACCUCUUCGGAAACCGCUCACCGAUCGCCGAUCCCACAAUGUCAGGCUCCGUCGUGGGUCUGUCAAGCGAUAAAUCCCUCGAUGGCCUUGCGCUGUAUUACUACGGCACAAUGGAGUUCAUCGCGCUGCAGACCUGGCAAAUCAUCUCCACGAUGAACAAGGCCGGGCACAAGAUAAACUCGAUCUUCAUGUCCGGGUCACAGUGUCAGAAUGAUAUACUGAUGAGUUUGGUGGCCACAGCCUGUGAUAUGCCGGUGUUGAUUCCUCGGUACGUGCACGCGGCGGUGUGCCAUGGAGCCGCCAUGCUAGGAGCCAAAGCCGCUAGUGCAGAUCCUGCUACGGGCAAGACAGAGGAUUUGUGGUCCAUCAUGGAUCGGAUGAGUAAACCCGGGAAGCUUGUUCGGCCGCUCGACGAUGAGAAGGUGAAGAAGUUGUUGAGCGUCAAGUACAAGGUAUUCUUGGAGCAGUGUGAGAGACAGAGGGAGUUCCGGAAGAUGGUGGAUGAGGUUGUUGGGAGUACCUGA